Messenger RNA from Diorhabda sublineata, 672 nucleotides. Its product is annotated as jerky protein homolog. Gene Ontology annotation, cellular component: nucleus. Lineage: Eukaryota; Metazoa; Arthropoda; Insecta; Coleoptera; Chrysomelidae. The transcript has 3 exons. The coding region runs from base 1 to 672 and encodes 223 amino acids. Gene Ontology annotation, molecular function: DNA binding. The record is from RefSeq and is a predicted model, not a curated record.
AUGGAGAAACGAACUUCCAGGGAAUCGGAAGAAAUUAUUUCCAGAAGUUGGGUCCAACGGUUUUGCGUUAGGCAUGCCAUUGUUUUUAAAAAACUUAGUGGGGAAGCCGCGGGAGUCCCAUCGGCAACAUCUGAUGAUUGGCUAUCCAAAGUUUGGCCUACUAUUCGAGAAGGCUACAGUGAUAGUGACGUAUUCAACGCUGAUGAGACAGGUUUAUUUUAUAAACUUACGCCUGACCGUACCCUUCACUUCAAAGGAGAAAAAUGUUCAAACGGGAAACUUUCGAAAGAAAGUAUAACUGUUUUAGUUGCUGCAAACAUGAGUGGAUCAGAAAAACAUGUACCUGCGACAACAAUCACAAAUUGUUUCAAACAUUCUGGUGUGCUGGGAAAUCAAAAUGAGGAACAACCGUCAGAACCAGCCGAAACUAACGCACUGGAUGAACCUGAAUUUUUGCCGUGGUCCGAAUCCUUAGAACUGCCAACCUUAAUAAAUAAAGAUGUCUUAGCAGACUAUGCAAAAAUUGACGAGGGUCUCCACACGGAACAAGAUAUUAGUGAUGAGGACCUUAUCAAUGAACUUGACGCCGAUAUUGAAACCGACAAUGGAGAAGAGGAUGAAGAAGAACAACUUGACAUCCCACCGUUAACCGACGCAUUGAGGGCGGCAUAA